This is a messenger RNA of Penicillium expansum, 1509 nucleotides long. Its product is annotated as endonuclease III domain-containing protein. The record is from RefSeq and is a predicted model, not a curated record. Gene Ontology annotation, biological process: base-excision repair. Bases 1 to 1509 code for a protein of 502 amino acids. NCBI's taxonomy places the organism in Eukaryota, Fungi, Ascomycota, Eurotiomycetes, Eurotiales, Aspergillaceae. The transcript has a single exon. Gene Ontology annotation, molecular function: catalytic activity.
AUGGAACGCCGCAUCACUCGCUCUGCAACACAGGCUGCCGCUGCAUUAAUUGCGGGAGAAGAAAACAGCCCUUCUGUCACUCAAGCACCAAACAUCAAUAAAGCGAACAAACGGAAACGUCUCGAUCCCACUAGCAAUUCCAAUACCACCAAUGCUCUGAAUACACCCAAAAUUAAAACAAUCAACCCCACACUUAAGCAAGAGAGAUCAGAUUUACCCCAAGCCUUGUUCAAUGAACUCCCCCACAACCUAGGAUCUGUCCCGGCCCCAUUGUCUAUAGCAACAGAGCCCAAAUCCUCAAUUGCUGGAUCUGACAAGGAAAACCAAACUGUGAAGGGGAAUCAGGUUAUCAAUCUGGCUACUGAGCUUCAAGACACUGUGAACAAAGCUACAACCAAGUUGAAGAAAGAACCCAAGAUUCAAACUACCCCAACUGGCCGCAAGCCAAAGAAGAAUACUUAUGGUUUGACACCUGGUGUCUCUCCUUUCCCCGAACUGGUUCGACCGACCGCCGAAGAGUGUGAAGACGUCAAUCGGCUGUUGUCCAGCAUUCAUGGCGUAGUCACUGCUCCGGCAACCAUUCCUGAGCCUUCCCUGACAGUCACCGGGUGUGGUGAGGUCCCAUCCGUUCUGGAUGCUUUAAUCCGCACUCUUCUCAGCGGUGCCACUACAGGCAACAAUGCCGCCAAAGCCUUUGGCGGGCUUGUGCAACGAUUCGGCAUUCUUUCAGAAGGCAUCGGCAAGGGAAGCGUGAAUUGGGAAGCUGUACGACAGGCCACCGUGAAAGACGUGUUUGAAGCGAUCAAAAGUGGCGGCUUGGCCGACAUCAAAAGCAAAAACCUCAAGGCGAUUCUUGACAUAGUCCACGAGGACAACCAGGCACGCCGAGCUACACUGCUAGAUUCUGAGUCCAAGAAUGACUCAAUGUCCAAGCUGGUUCCUGAAAAGGCUGAAAAAGACAAGCAAUACGAGAUUGCCUGUGCAGAUCAGAACUUCCUCUCCCUCAACCACCUCCAUAAUCUCAGCACUGAAGAAGCCAUGACCAAUUUGAUCAAGUACCCCGGAAUCGGACCCAAGACAGCCGCUUGCGUGAUCCUGUUUUGCCUCCAGCGGCCCUGUUUCGCCGUCGACACGCAUAUAUUCCGGCUCUGCCGCUGGCUCGGAUGGAUUCCUGCCCGUGCAAACGAAGUAACUGCCUUCAGCCACCUGGAAGUGCGCAUCCCCGACUACUUGAAGUACUCACUCCACCAGCUGUUCAUCCGGCAUGGAAAGACCUGUCCCCGUUGCCGAGCUGCUACCGGCGAGUCUAGUGCUGGGUGGGAGGACGGCUGUGUUAUUGAUCACCUUCUAAUUCGCGACGGGAAGCGCAAGGGCAGCGGUCCCACUGUGGUUUCUAAGAAGAAAGCUGCUGCUAAGAGCGCGGCUGGUAAGCGUAAGAGAAUGAACGAGGACUCUGAGGAGACCGAGGAAAGCGAGAGUUCGAUUUCCGACGAAACGAGUAGCGAUUGA